Molecule: messenger RNA, 1740 nt
Organism: Microbotryum saponariae
Lineage: Eukaryota; Fungi; Basidiomycota; Microbotryomycetes; Microbotryales; Microbotryaceae
Source: the annotation of a GenBank genome assembly
AUGCGCCUCUGCUUAGCCUCGACCGCACUCGCUGCAGUGGUUGCAACAUCCUUCCUCCCUUCGGCCUGGGCACAGUCAACCGCCAACAUCACCUUCUCGAAUCUGACCACACCCUACAACCCGAGCGCGAUCAACCUCGAUACGGGCGCGAAUCUGACGACCACACUCAAGGCCGUAUGGACCCGCAACCAGUCUCAGGGGGUGUUCAAUGUGCGUGAAACACAUUCCCUACUACAAAUAAUGGUUUCCAAUUCACCUCUCCGCGCUUUGAUAUCAACAGGACGGGCUCAAGUUGCUCGCGGGCGAGGUGUCGGGCGCCACGCUCUACGUCAGUACCAGUACCUCAGCUCGCCCCCACUGAUCUUUCCCAUCCGCAACAUCCUUGACCAACACUGCGCUGACCACAACCACAUCUCUCAACGCAGGGCGCGCUGUUACGCUUCGAUACCAGCUCAUACAUCGAUGCAAAUUCGACCUCCGAUAUCCCCUUUGUCGCGCUCGUGUCGUGUGAUCAACCCGAGACGACCACGGCACCGACAAACUCUUCCACCUUGAGCCCCAACGCGAGCAUGUCCAUCUUUGACGCUGCAGCAAAGCUUGGGGCCCAAGCCGUCAUUCUCUACUCGAGCUCGAGCCAGGUUCGUUCAACAAAAGUGGAUGUAGUAUCAGAUAUCCUUCGAUCGUAAAGCUAAUUUCGUUGAGGGACCGACCAUAACACAGUCUUGCAUUCUCAAUCUCAACAUGACGGACAACUCGACUCUAGCACUGCCGGUCUACUCUCUUCCUUCACAAGCUUCGACAAACAUGUUGUUGCAGCAAUACAAGUGCGCCUCAUAGACCCAGAACACGAUCGGAGCCCUCGCAUGCAGCGAACGAGCCGUAGUUGACCUCUCUCCCCUCCUCCCAACAGCAACAUCGCCGAUGCCUACCAAACCUUCAACUCAACCGCCCUAGCCGAAUUGACAGGGUCCUCCUCCUCCCUCGUAUCGUCGAACUCGUCCGAGCCUGUCCCCUUCCUCGUGGCCGUCAUCACUUCGAACCAAACUUUCGAGAACACCUCCCCCAUCGUCGCGACGAUAGGAAGUGUAGUACCUGCCGCUUCAACGACGACGGCGAAGGGGCCCGCGUCCACGACGGGUACGACCCCUACGACGACGACGGGUGCGAAUGGGACUUCUUCAACACCUAGUUCGACGCCAAGGUCAGGUGCGGGCAGGGUUGGGUUUGGGGGGGUCGUCUUGUCUAUUAUAGGCGGUCUUACGCUUUUGGCGCAGUUUAUGAUGUAAUCCGCACGCACGAAACCUUGCAGGUCUCUCAAGUUCAUUUCCGUUUGGCGACUUGCUUCUGCGAGGGACCUCACCUUCUCUCCUUGGGUCCUUGGGAUUGCUCCAUCGAGGUAUACCACUUGCGUCCUCGAUCAACGUCCACGCCCACAACCGGUCCCAAUCUUGCGUGAUGUGCCUCACGAACGCAAGAUUGGGACAUUUUUCGAUGGCCGCUGUUUCGCCCGCCGUCUUGGGGUUGCUCUUUCUCCGGCCCUAUUACACAUCGCCUUUCCGGACUUUGUGCGCAUUCUCUUCUUACAUUCGAGCUGAAAGAUUUCUCGCCGCGGCGGAUUCUGAUCAGAACCUUGAGAACCGAUCACCCAAACGACCUUCGAGGAUCUCUGGGCGUCUAUCGGUCUUGGUGGGUAUGGUCGAUUCUGUUGCAAGGUCGAUGAGUCCUACACCAGUGGCCUAG